UGAUGCCUCGCGUGCCACCAUAAGCUCUACGUACGUGCUCAAAGCAAAAACAGAUUAGACCAAAAACCAUUUGCCUGACCAGAAAUGGCGAAACCCUAAACAUUGACUUCACUAAUUCUCCCCUUUGAUAAAAAUCUGCUCUUUCAAGUUUCACUAGCCACCAAUUGAGCGCAGAUCCAAAAGAUUCUGAAGAAAAAUCCAGCAGAGCCUACAGAGGUUCCCUCUUUUCUCUGCCCCCUAUAUUCGAAGAUCUCCAAAGUCUCUCUAAACAUGGCUGUCGCCGGCGAAGUCGCCGGUCAUUCUUCUCUUCUUGGCAGGUCCUCUCUCCUGCCCGACCCCAAAAUUUUGAAAAUGGAACAGAGAAGCGGCCUCUGUUUUUCCAUGCCUGUUCUGUUUCCAGCGAAACAGGGGAGGCUUCCGUCCCGUUCUUUGAGGGUUAUGCGGCCAGCGGUCGCUACGAUAAGCGAGGAGGUGUUGAGUUUGGUGGUGGGAAAGCCGGCGAAGAUCAAGGUGAGAGCGGUGGUUACGGUGAGAAGAAAGAGUAAGGAGGAUUUCCGAGACGCCGUCGCUAACCAGCUCGAUGCUCUGUCCGAUAAGAUCGGAAGAAAUGUGGUUUUGGAACUCAUAAGCACAGAGAGUAAUAGCAAAACAAAGGCGCCGAAGAAGAGUGGGGAGGCAGUGAUCAAGGACUGGUACGAGAAGAUGAAGGUUAAAGGAGAGCGAGCGGUCUACACGGUGGAUUUCACGGUGGACUCUGGCUUCGGCGAGCCCGGCGCCGUCGCUGUGGCCAAUCGACACCAGCGCGAGUUCUUCUUAGAGAGCAUCGUCGUUGAAGGAUUCGCCUCCGGCGUCGUCCACUUCCUCUGCAACUCUUGGGUGCAGUCAACCAAGAACCUCCCUUCCAAGCGCGUCUUCUUCAGCAACAAGUCUUAUCUGCCAUGGGAGACGCCGGAGGGUCUCAAGGAGUUGAGGGAGAAGGAGUUGAUGGAGCUGAGGGGAGAUGGAAAAGGGCUUCGGAGAAUAUCCGAUCGGAUUUACGAUUAUGACAUAUACAAUGAUUUGGGAAAUCCUGACAAAGGGAAGGAGCUCACCAGGCCAAACCUCGGCGGCGAGAAGUUGCCGUAUCCUCGCCGGUGCCGUACCGGCCGGCCGCCAACGGAUACAAAUCUGUUAUGUGAGAGCAGAAUUGAGAAGCCCCAUCCAGUUUAUGUGCCUAGAGACGAAGCAUUCGAGGAGCUGAAGCAGGACGCUUUCUCCGCAGGGAGAUUGAAGGCUGUGCUUCACAACUUGAUUCCUUCUCUCAUAGCUUCUAUUUCUGCUGAUGAUUACGACUUUCAAUGUUUUCAUGACAUCGAUAACCUUUACAAGGAAGGGCUGCUCUUAAAGCUUGGAAUUCAGGGCCAUCUUCUCCAUAAGAUUCCUCUUGUCAAGAAGCUCCAUGAGUCUAGCCAUGGCUUACUUCGAUAUGACACUCCAAGCAUUCUCUCCAAGGACAAGUUCGCGUGGCUCCGGGACGACGAGCUGGGCCGCCAAGCUGUCGCCGGUAUCAACCCGAUCAACGUCGAGCGUGUACAAGUCUUCCCGCCAGUAAGCAAGCUCGAUCCGGACCAUUACGGCCCACCCGAAUCCUCCCUCACUGAGGCCCACAUCGCCGGCCACCUCAACGGCAUGUCCGUCCACCAGGCAAUGGAAGAGGGGAAGCUCUUCAUGAUCGACCACCACGACACCUACCUCCCGUUCGUCGACCGUAUCAACGCACUCGACGGCCGUAAGACCUACGCCACCCGCACAAUCUUCUUUUUAAGUCCGUUGGGGACUCUCAGGCCGGUGGCGAUCGAGUUAACGCUUCCGCCGGAGAUCGCGGGAGGCGAGCGGCGCAGCCGCGUGCUGACGCCGCCGUGCGAUGCUACGACGAGCUGGCUGUGGCAGCUGGGAAAGGCGCACGUCUGCGCGAAUGACUGCGGGGUGCACCAACUGGUGAAUCAUUGGCUGAGGACGCACGCUUGUAUUGAACCUUUUAUAUUGGCGGCGCACCGGCGGCUGAGCUCCAUGCAUCCAAUUUUCAGGCUGCUCCACCCGCACAUGAGGUACACGCUCGAGAUCAAUGCCCUCGCUAGGCAGAGUUUGAUCAACGCCGGCGGAGUUAUAGAGGCGUGCUUUACACCUGGGCCGCUCUGUAUGGAGAUCUCGGCUGAGUAUUACCGCCGCCAUUGGCGGUUCGAUCAGGAAGGCCUCCCCGCAGAUCUUAUACGAAGGGGCGUAGCCGUGGAAGACUCAUCUCAGCCGCACGGACUCCGUCUCCUCAUCCCCGACUACCCCUACGCCAACGACGGCCUUCUAAUCUGGUCCGCCAUCGAGCAUUGGGUCAACAUCUACACCACCCAUUACUAUCCUAACGCCACCUCCAUCCUCUCCGACACCGAACUCCAAUCCUGGUACUCCGAAUCCAUCAAUUCCGGCCACGCCGACCUCCGCCACUCCCAUUGGUGGCCGCCUCUCUCCACCCCCACCGACCUCUCCUCCAUCCUCACCACCCUCAUAUGGCUCUCCUCCGCCCAACACGCCGCCCUGAACUUCGGCCAAUACCCUCUCGGCGGCUACGUUCCCAACCGCCCUCCCUUGAUGCGCCGCCUUCUCCCUGACGAUAAAGAUGCCACCUUUAUCGCCGACCCGCACCGUUUUUUUUUGUCGGCGAUACCCAAUGUUUUGCAGGCGACAAAGUUUAUGGCGGUGGUGGAUACGUUGUCGACGCAUUCGCCGGAUGAAGAGUAUAUAGGGGGGAUAAGGGAGGCGGCUUGGACGGCGGAGGAGGAAGUUUUGGAAGGGUAUAAAGAGUUUGCGGCGGAGAUGGAGAGGAUUGAGGAGGAGAUUAGCAGGAGGAAUGGGGAUUCGGGGAAGAGGAAUCGGUGUGGUGCAGGUGUGCUGCCUUAUGAGUUGCUUCUGCCUAGUUCGGGACCAGGGGUCACUGCCCGUGGAGUGCCCAAUAGCAUUUCUAUAUGAAUUUCUCUCUCUCUCUCCUCUCUCUGUGGAAGUUUGUGGAGCAAAUGUAUUAUUAUUAUUAUUAUUUGUAAUUUUUUAUUGCCUAAGUUUUUUUAUUUAUAAUUAAUAUUAAACUA
Dendrobium catenatum is the source of this 3116-nucleotide messenger RNA. Its product is annotated as probable lipoxygenase 6. The record is from RefSeq and is a predicted model, not a curated record. Gene Ontology annotation, molecular function: oxidoreductase activity, acting on single donors with incorporation of molecular oxygen, incorporation of two atoms of oxygen; metal ion binding; protein binding. The transcript is spliced from 8 exons. NCBI's taxonomy places the organism in Eukaryota, Viridiplantae, Streptophyta, Magnoliopsida, Asparagales, Orchidaceae. Gene Ontology annotation, biological process: lipid oxidation. Bases 271 to 3000 code for a protein of 909 amino acids.